Cercocebus atys (sooty mangabey) is the source of this 447-nucleotide messenger RNA. RefSeq lists its product as uncharacterized. The record is from RefSeq and is a predicted model, not a curated record. The coding region runs from base 84 to 446 and encodes 120 amino acids. NCBI's taxonomy places the organism in Eukaryota, Metazoa, Chordata, Mammalia, Primates, Cercopithecidae. The transcript is spliced from 5 exons.
CAGGAAGCCAGUUAAUCCCUCCAUGUAUUAACCCGGAAACAUAAUCUAAUUUGCCUAUAAGACAGAGAGAGAGAAUAAUAGAAAUGCUGGAAGAACAAGCCCUGGGGCCGUAUCAUCCAGACCUGCAUCCACACAGCGGCUACUUGGGUGCCUGUAACUCAAGGCUUCCUCUUAAUCCUCUGUCCUCCAUCAACACCUGGCUGAGCAGGAACAACUAUGACUUAAGACCAGGGCCUUCAGGAAUCUAUACCCCUAACUUGAACUUCAUAACACUGGAGGGAGAGAUUGUGGAACGGAAUGACUCGCCGGAGCUGCAGAUUGAAGGUGUAUUUUCAUCUGACUUUGAGCUCAGUGGCAGGGACACCUCCAUGGCCUCUUUAUGGCUGGUAUGUUUUCUUCUCAUGGACAAUGAGAAACAUGUAAUAAAUUGUGUUUCCUUUUGCUAGG